AUGCAACCGUCUUCUAAGAGCUUGUUCCGCGUGUCCGCUUGCACCAAUACCGUUGCCUGCCUCUCCAUCGGAACUUGGGGUCUUGAGUUCAGAUGGAUCGGCAAGGGGUCCUUAGAUGCAGCCGCGACACCCCCGUGUGUGAGCGGUGCAGCACCCUUAACCUUCCCUGCCAGUACCCCCAACGAAGGCCCCGCACGAGUAAAAGAAAGGACGCAAACCACCACAAGGAUCCUGCAAAACAGUGCCGACAACGACAACAACUACACGCUAUCUCUCAUUCUCGAUCGCCUACAACGCAUCGAGAAAGGCCAAUCGUCAGUCUCCAGGUCCUCUCCAACGUCUGCCGACUCGGCCUCGCAACAGCCGGAGAUUAGUGAAACCCUUGACGGAGACAGCCCAGCGUCAAGCUUACUGGCAGUCAAUGAUAAUGUCAGGAACUCCGUUUCAGCAUCAAGUCCCACGCCCAUCACGCGGCUCCAGGCGACUCCUCUCGCCAGCGAUGGGGCUCUGCCAGCAUUAAGACCGGCGGCUCUCGGUGCUACUCCCCAUCAUCCCGCUUCGCUCGACGUCGCGUCCACAUUGAGCGACACUUUUGACCGUGUGCGAGAUAAGAGGCUCAAACGAUCUUUGGGAGUGAAUGUGGUGGCAACCGAGGGCAUCGACAUUUCUCCUGAAAAAGCAAAGACAUGGAUUCACAGUGAGAGAACUCGAGCGACCGAUUUGACCGGCGUGGCGACCGAGUGUUUCGACUUUGAGAUGAGCUUAGAAAUGCAUCACUUGGCAUGCGAAUAUGCCAAAGGGCUUCACUUGCACAGCCUCGACGGCAACGAUUACUUCGCGGCUACGGGGUCGACACGCACCGACGAUGACCGCAAGGGCAUGUGGGAGCUGAUCCAGAAAGAUCUGUUUUACCACUUGAUCUACAACAAGCCCGCAACCCUGUAUCCGAGUCUCGACAAGUGGCGAGUCAAUCUGCCGUGGUUGUCGUUGGACUCGCCCCCGGAGAACGUCGACAACGUGUCGACAAUCUCGUUCCUCGUCCGCAGCCGCCUCACGUUCAUCCUCAUCCAUUUCUUCCACACGCUGGAGAAGCUCGAGCACGAAUCCGAGGCCGUCGGGGCUAUUGAGCCUCUUUGCCACGAAGUCGAGCUUUUGUUUGAGGAAUGGGGAAUCGAAAAUUGGAUCCAACGCUCCCUUCACGACCAGAUGGAUCUCUGGAUUUUGGCCGAGCUUGUCCUUGCCGGCUACACCUCCAUCAUCUUCAUGUUGCGCAAGGCAACUCUGCUCAAGUCGAAUUGUCCUAAUCCAGUCUCUUCCGACGUCAACAUUCCCAAAACGGACUACGCAACAAGAGCCUCGCGCCGCAUUCUCGAAUUGACGUACAGCAUGAUGCACGUCUGGAGGUUUCCCGCGGCCGAACUGAUCUCCUACAUACUGGGUGCCUACCGAGCGCAUAUUGCUUAUUCUCACCUCGCCAGCAACGUCAUCAGUUCGCUCACGACUGCGGAGAUGGUGGAAGAUUUGCAGCUUCUGGACCGUGUUGCUCAGGGCAUGGGGACCGCCGCUCAGCAAGAGAGCGACUUUUUCCCGUUGGCGAGAGCGAUGCAGGAGAUCAACGCCGAAGUUCGGAAAAGGGUGGGUGUCUAA
Messenger RNA from Colletotrichum higginsianum IMI 349063, 1647 nucleotides. RefSeq names its product Fungal specific transcription factor. The record is from RefSeq and is a predicted model, not a curated record. The transcript is spliced from 5 exons. The coding region runs from base 1 to 1647 and encodes 548 amino acids. Lineage: Eukaryota; Fungi; Ascomycota; Sordariomycetes; Glomerellales; Glomerellaceae.